Molecule: messenger RNA, 1005 nt
Organism: Polistes canadensis
Lineage: Eukaryota; Metazoa; Arthropoda; Insecta; Hymenoptera; Vespidae
Gene: Pex14
Product: peroxisomal membrane protein PEX14
Exons: 4
Coding region: 210-986 (258 amino acids)
Biological process (GO): protein import into peroxisome matrix, docking
Cellular component (GO): peroxisomal importomer complex; peroxisomal membrane
Molecular function (GO): signaling receptor binding
Source: RefSeq, a predicted model, not a curated record
AUAAUUUAAUGAUACUUAUUUCAUUUAGGAUUUAAGACUAUUUGCAAAGUUACUAAAAAAAUAUUAAUCAGUAUUCGUGAAUAUACCAUUUCAUUUUUGUAAUUUGGUAACACUGAGGUCCCUACUAUAAAAACACGAUUUCAAUAUCUCAGAAUAAUAAAUAUUAAGAAGUAAUUAUAAUAAGAAUGUGUGAAUAAUUGUUUAACAGAAUGACGGGCCAAGAUAUAACUGAUCUUAAUAAAUCUUGUUUGCGUGAAAAUUUAAUAAAAGCGGCUGUACAAUUUUUUCAACAUCCUGAAGUGUCAAGAGCUCCAUUAAGUAAAAAACAGGAGUUUCUUAAAAGAAAGGGCUUGUCUGAAGAAGAAAUAAAAAAAGCUUGCGAAUUAGCUGGUGUUGAUAUUAAUGAACAAAGAAGAUUUGAUAAUCAAAAUGAAUAUACAGCGAUAUCGAUACCAGAAAGAUCUCAUUACCCGUACUUACAUGUACAAUCAUAUCAAUUGACGUUGUUACAAAAAAUUAAAGAAUUUUUUAACGUCACUGCUGUGAUCGGAGCUACGCUUUAUUGUGUUUAUUGGUUUUAUAAGGAAUUUAUUGAACCAUUUUUAUUCGGGCGUAAGAAAAAAAAUAGCAUAACCGAUACUGUUACCGAAUUGGAUAUGGCUAUACAAAGUUCUAUUAAAGAAAUGAAAGAUUCUAUUUCUAAGGUAGAGGUUGAUGUAAAAAGAUUAUCGCAAAACCAAUCAAUUGAUAUAGCAAUUCCACAGCUCGUACAAGAACUUAAACAAGAGCUAUCUAGUCUGAAAGCGCUUCUUCUUUCGAGAAAACAGUUUCCCAGUGCUCCAGCAUCUAUUCCGUCAUGGCAAUUAAGUACAAGUACUGUUCAAGAAAAAACAACGGAAAGAGAAGACGAUGCUGGAAGUGGAAGUAGCACUAAUAAUUCAGAUAGUUCUUUGGAAAUUGUACGAGACGAACCACCUAAAGAUUAAAAUAUGAACAAAGAUAUUA